Messenger RNA from Lymnaea stagnalis (great pond snail), 10943 nucleotides. NCBI's taxonomy places the organism in Eukaryota, Metazoa, Mollusca, Gastropoda, Lymnaeidae. The record is from the annotation of a GenBank genome assembly.
GUAAGACAUGAAGCCUGCUAACCCACGAUUUCGAAUUCUCUAUGCUGUAUGGGCUCUGUUGGAAUGCCUUGGAUUUGGUGGUCUUAUCUACGGAUGGGGAUCCCUUGUAUACAUUUUAAAAGAUGAAGGACUGUAUUAUGACCUUUGUUCGUCAUCAAAUUUAUCCACAGAGACUAAUUCAUCAGUUUUGUUAGCUGCAACGUCAAAUGCCUCCAGCUCUUCAAAUGCAUCAGAUGAAAACAAAGGGUAAGAAAUUUAAAUCCUGACUUUCUACUAACCCAUUUGUUCAGAUGAUUUAAAUCAAUCAAUUUAAAUUUUUUGUUAAAAUCUAUAAUUUAUAUUUAGAGGCACUUUCUAAAUACAAAUCCAGUUUGUUUUUAUGUAUUACAAGUAACAUAAUAUAUCAAUUCUUUAUCUUUAAUUAUUUUUGCAUAAUUUGAUAAUUCUUGUUGACAUAAUUGUUUAUUCAAUUUACCUUUUGUAUUUUUAGAUAUUAGAAAUCAACUUGGGGUUGAGUGACAAAGCUGGAAAAUUAGUUUUUCAAUUCAAAUUAUUUAAUCAAUUGACUUUGGUGGAAUCAAAUGACAUUGACCGAUGACAAUAUUAUGACAUUGAAAUUGAUAAUUUUAAAGUGUGAAAAUUAGAUAGAGACUAAAAUAUUAGAUAACUAUCGUUGAUUUUAAGUUAAAGAAUCUUUUAAAAAAUUUAGUUAUUAUAAUUUAAUAUUAUUAAAAUAAAAUGAGGAAAUUCAAGUUUGGAAUAAAAAAAUAUUUAAACAUUUAAAAUUUCCUCUCCAUUGAUGAUUAUUAUAGUAAACUAGCCGAUAUAACCGGCAUGGUCCGGGAUUGCUUUAGGAUCCCUCCCAAUCCUGAUGCAGUCCUGCUUCUCUGUGUAAUCUCGAUGACAUCCCGUUCCCCGGUGGGAUUGCUUAACCGAUGGGUUCUAGUUUGCUGUUGGAUCUCUUCCCCAUUAGGAUCUUGUUCCUAUAUGGCACCAUUCUCAUUGCGAUUUGGUUCGAAUAAGCUUUUAGAUCCCAUUAUAUAUCCCCGGAGAACAAUAAAGAACCUUCUGGAACAUUCUAGAUAAAAAUUAUUAUCCUUGAAACGGGUACAAAAAAAAUUUCUAGGUAAUUUUUUCUCAAAUGCGAAAUAUUAUACACCUUAAUUGAAAUACUAUAACUUAUAACUAUAGUACAUUUAAAAUGAAAUGGGGGCCCCGGUGGGGGCCCAUUUAAUAAAGUACUGUUUAAGUUAUGUCUGAGAUUUGGUGGGGGCCCUAUAAAAAUCCUUAAGAUAAAUUAUAGAGUUAAGAUUUAAAAUUUGUCCCAUUAAAAUUGGUUUAAAAAUAUCAUAAUUAUAGCUUUUUAAAAUUAUGGAACUUUCUAGAAAAUUCUAGAUCGGCCCUGCAUGGAUUGGAUAUUAUUGUUUUCAAUCCACCGAUAUUUCAAUACAGACAAUGAAGUGUAUUGCUACCACUCUAGGCUUAAAAUCAUCAAUUCACAUAGAAACUAUAGUCUUGUCUAAGCAUAUUGAUAUUUAUAUAGCUUCAAUAAGGAAAAAUUAAAUGGGGCCCCUGGCCCCAGAAGGGUGGAUAUUAUGAGCUCAGUACCCUUCAGUAUUUGAAUAUUGAUAAUCAAGUAUAUGUGUACUAAGUCUGGUCAAGAUCCAUCCACUCAUGUAGUAGUACUAAGCCUAUUGAUAUUUAUAAAGCUUAUAUAAGAAAAAAUAAAACGGGGCCCCCGGCCCCAGAGGAAUGGAUAUUAUGAGUUGUAUACCCUUCGGUAUUUUAACAUGGAUAAUAAAGUGUAUGUAUAUUAAGUUUUGUCAAGAUCCAUCUAUUCGUGUUGGAAUAUUUGUUGUUAAUUUUAUUUAUAAACCUCAUAUAAGGGAAAAAACGAAUUUUUGGCCCCCUGCCCCAAACAGAAUGUUAUAAAAAGUUCAUAACCCCUUGAGUUCCUUCUGGAUCAUGAUGGAUACAUGUGCCAAGUUUGCUCAAGAUCCAUCAAUCCAUGUAAAAACGUAUGUGGAACAAAUCCAGCCAGCCAGCCACAAACAAACUAACUUUCACUUUUAUAUAUAUAUAUUAUAUGAUAUGAUAUAUGAUUGGAGCGAAUUUCUUAAGAAAGCAUCAUUGUACAAUUGUUUUUACAUUUUAUAUAUUUACAAACUACCUAGACAAAUGCUUAAAGAGGUAUAUUAUUUUAUUUUCAGUUUUCAAUCACACAAUAAUUCUUGUCUUGAAAUGGAUGACCGGCUGUCACUGGUAUUUACCAUUGGUGCAGCAAUGUUUUGUGUGGGAUGCUUCCUUAUGGGUCAAGUUAACUACAAAUUUGGAACACGUAUCUCAAGAAUUGGAGCCACGUAAUACAUCCUGCCAUAAUCAUAAACCAUCCUAAAUAGUUGUACAUUUAUACUGCAUUCUUAGAUAAAUACUAGUAGAAUACCGAAAGAUGAGUAUAUGUAAUCCCAAAAUGCAUGAUCAUAAUAUUUUCAUUUUAUAAGGUCAAAGAUUAGACUUUGAAAUAUUUACUAAUUAAUGGUGAGGAUAAAUGGCUUAUUUUAUUACUUAUUUUUUAGAAUAAGAAAACCAAAUUUUGUUUAUUGUGUUUAGAGCUACACUUUUAUUGAUACUUUUUAAUUCACUUGUUUUCCAGUGCCUUGUUUUUUGUUGGGUCAUUGAUGAUAGCAUUUACAUCAAAUGGUAAGAACUUCUCUAAGGUUUACUGCCUUUGAAAGAAUGUCCCAAAUUAAGCUUUUUGUCAAAUUUUCAAGACAAAGAGACCCUUUGAUAGCUUUCCAGAAGCACUGAUUCUGUGAAAGAGAAAAAAUCCUAUCUUAACAUCUUUAUGAAUUGAAUUAAACAUUUAAGAGAUAAAAAUAAUAAAUAGAAACAAAUUCUGAAUAUAUUUUUUUAUAAAGGAUUUAAGAUAUGCUUAUUUGGUGUUUUUUUAUUAUCAUGAUUUGACUUGGGAGAAUGCAACCUUAUAGCAGUAUUUUGCCUAUUUAUUUGUACUGAUACAGAAGAGCUAAUGUUUUUGCCAAAGACAUUAGUCCAAAAAAAUUUAGUUUACAUUUUCAAUAUAUCUGUAAGUAGAUAAUCUAUAUUUUAAUUAUUUAUACGCAAUUUUGUUUACAAAGAACGGUGGAGAGAGAUAAGAGGGAUGAAAGAUAGUGAUAACAGGGAUCAGAGAUAGAGAUAAGAGGGAUGAAGGAGAGAGAUAAGAGGGAUGAAAGAUAGUGAUGGGCUAAAUGGCAUAUGCUGGACAAGGAUGAUGAUACACAAUUUUCUGUCCAAUGAAAAAAAACAUGCUGAAAAAGCGGUACAUAGCUCACUGCCCCAUGAGCUCAAUGAUAACUCAAUCCAUUUCUUACAAAACAUUUGCAAACAGUUUCUUCUCAAUUAUUUUUUUUAGAUGUACCUUGGCUGAUAUUUCCUGGACUUUCAUUGCUUGGUACCGGUGGAAUAACAUUCUUGAUGACAAACAUGCAGAUCUCUGCACUUUUCCCUAAAUUUGGAUCAUUUAUAGUUGGGUUGUUAUGUGGUGGUUUUGAUUCAUCGUCUGGAAUUCAGUUAAUGGUGAAGGUAAGUAAGCAAAGUCCAAAUUAAAAGCUUCAUUGUGGGAAAUUUGUAGAUCGUUCGUUCUUUAACUUUAUGAACUUUUAUUAUUAAUAUCUGGGGAGAUAAAAAAAAAUUAUCUAGCUCUUAUCAAGAACAUAUUUUACCAACUACUCUUAGAAAUUAAUACAUUUUUCUUUGCAAUAAUUGUGUGUUCUGUUGUAUUUUGGUUUAAUUUUUUUGAUUUUAAGAAAAAUUUAUAAGCUCAGUAAUAUGCAGGUUUAUUGAUACCAAUAUUGACAUGAAGUAAUAUACAACAUAUUACAAGAUUUAAAGUAUAAUGAAGCAACAUAAACUAGGUUAAAAAAAAGACAAAGUAUAAUAAAUCAAAGAGAAACAAAGGAAAUCAUUGCAUAUUUUACUUCAAGUUUAAGCCUUUUUCAGCAAGAAGAAAAUAUAUUAAUCUAUUAAAAUUAUCAUUACAAGUGAGCAAUGAAUACACAAGUAAAGGAAGACGUAAGGAAAAAUGAGUGUUGAAAAUAGUAAGAACUGAGGAGUUUGUGAUCAGGACAACUUAAUGUUAAAAAUCUGUUGUCAAUUUUAAAAUAUUAGAAUGUAGUAGGGUGGACUCAAAUAAAUUCAGCAUCUCCUGAUAUUUUGAUAGCCAGAAACAGGAGAUGCUGGAUAUAUUUGAGACUGCCCUACUACAUUCUGGCACUCAAAAUAUAAGAAAACAUAGCAGAUAUGAUUCUUAUUAGUACUGUUUCAUGUGCACCAUUUAAAAUUUGAGUUAAACAAUCACUUGUAAAAAAUUAAAGUAUAACCUCAUAGGUUCAACUAGAUCAGGCCUGCACAACAUGCGGCCUGUCAGCACCCACUUUGUGGCUCGCGAAGUAAAGAAAUAUAUUUUUUUUCGUAUUAUUUUCUUAAUAGUUUUCCCCUCGUCCUACUUCCUUUUGGCCCGCACAAGUCAUUUCAUAUUAUCUUUUGGCCCGCACGAGUUUUUUCAUAAAGUAUUACAAUAUGUGUUGUGCAGGCCUGAACUAGAUAACUGUUUCAGAGAAUAUUUAUACAGUACUAGAAAAAACUCACCAAAAAAUGGCGGCAGCAAUGCUUGAACUUCCCAUCAUCUAAAGGUGAAUUCCAUGUAAAAGUGGACACAACAUCCAAAUAUUAAAUUGCAUAAAAUUUGAUGCUAUGUAAAUUUAUUUCAUGCAUCUUGGUAUGAAGCAAUUUUUAGUAUCUUUGUUUUUUAUGACACAUGACCUGGUGCCCAUCUUGAAUUAACAACAUGUCUUCACAUUUAAUAGAGAUUUUGCUGAAUUUUAUUUUGUUUACAUCUAAUAAAUAAAGAACAACAAUUGUCAUGGUCAAUGUCACUGGAUUGGCAAUCAUUAAAACACUGCUAUUUAUGUUUAUUUUAAUUAGGCCUUCAUUAUAACUGCUACAGUUAAAUAUUUGUAAUUCUGAAAAAGAAUUGACAUUGUUGAUUGCAUUCAGAUGUAUUAUGUCAGUUACAUUAUUUUGUCUGUAUUUUUUUUUUCAAAUAUGGUUUCUAAGUAUUUUUUAGUAGUUUUCCUCAGAAAAUAAACCUGUAGAUAAUUUGAAAAUCUGCUAUAAUUUGGAUUUCAGAGGAAAUCAACAAAAAAAAUGCUAACUCUAAUAUCUCUUUUUCAUGCUACGUCAGUUAAUAUUCCAAAAUGUAUUAUAUUUACUAUUAUGCUUGAUAUAUAUUUUAAAAUGCUAUUGAUUUACAGUCUUCAAACUUAAGACCCAAAACCAUAUAUAGUUAAAUUUAGCACUCUUAAGGGAUGCAAAUUGAAAUUAUAUUUCUGAAAGUUUCAUCAGUUGGAUGGAACACCUAAAGUUGCUUGUCAAAACAUGCAAUCAAGUAGCGCACAUUAUAAGAAUCCCAAUUAGUGCUAACUUCUGGGAAUUGUAUUUUGCACGCCUAUUGAACACAGUAUUAUAGACACACGCAAGAUUUUUUUCAAAAUUGUUAUAAUUAUCACUUAUUUUGUCAAAUAUCUUCCACACUUCACCAUAGGAUAGGAUAUCAUGAAUAUACACAUAUUGUUUUAAUAUUUUCUUGUACAGUUCGGUUAUGAAAAUGGCAUUAGCAGACAGACCUCCUACAUCAUCUUAGCUUGCACCAACCUGCUUACUUUGAUCAGCACAUUUCUAUUCUUACCCAAAGACUUCAUCCAGAAACCAGCUGUUAGAAACAGGAGAGAUGCUGAUAUUGCUGGAGAUCUAGAUGCAGCAGUUGAAUUGAGGGGUAUGAUUCAAUUUUAAUGAUGUGCUUAUAUUGUGACUGAUGCUGAUUUUUAUGUACACAGUGACUCUUGUUUAAAUUCAAAAGCAUGUAUCCAAUAUUUGUGUAUCUUUAAAUCAUUUUUAAAGCUGAGUCAAGCAGAAGCUUCUUUCACAUUUAAAUAAAUGACACUUUUGCUGCCUAGCAUUGCAAGUUUUUCUGCUGAAAAUUUGCUCAGAGACCAUGAUAUGACCUUUUAUUGGUUUUCAUAUUGAAUUUGUAUGUAUAGAUUAUUCAAUGAACGAUAGGAGAUAGGAUAUUAAGUAUUUUUAUAUAAUAAACAUAAACAACCCCCCCCCCCCCAUAAAUGCAUUAUUAAUCAUUAGCUGUAUUUUAAGUUUAUUUAUGAAUUAAUUUGUUGUAAUGUUAUUUUGAUAAUGUCAAUUCUAUCUACAUUUUUCUAUUGAUAAAAUGUUAGGUACUUGCUUCAGUUUGUUUAAAUGAUGCAUGUUUAGUAGGGCAGGGUUGCAUUGACUAAUCUGGCCAAUAUUCUUCCUAAUAGUCCAAUUCACAGAUUAUUGUUAUAUGAAUCAGCAUUUUUUUAACAGAUAAUUUGGUUAAGCGGGUGUUGGCUAUCAGAAGAUGCUAACCUAAAGUAAAUUUUUUAGUUUUAAUAGAAUCUUGCAUUUUAAAAUAUAAAUUUUAUGUUUGUGCAUACACAGAUGUGUGUAGGUCUAUAAGGCUGCUUUCAUAACACCACCAUCACUCCAUACUUAACAGGUAAAACAUUUAAGGCUAUAUUUUCUUAAAAUAAUAGUGUUAAAUAAUGCAAUACAGAUAAACGCUCUGAUGAACUAACACAGCAGCCUGAGGACAAACGUACAUUGCUGCAGUGUGUACUUUCCAGCAUCUACUUGCUCCAUGUUUUUUGGAUCUGUGUCCUUCAACUCCGCUUCUACUUUCUGAUUGGCUCACUAAACAAGACCCUGGAAAUCUUGCUCCACAAAAAUGGAGAUGAAGGUACAAAACAUUAAAAGUUGUUUUUAAUUUGGUGUUACUUAAAUAUUAUGAAUAAAAACCCCUAUACAACUAUUUUUUUAAGAUGAAAAUGGUAAACCUUGUAAUUCCACUAAAGUAAAAUAUUUUGAAAAUGUUCCUUGCAAACCAACCAAAUAAAUAUGAUUUGCUCAAUCAAUUAAUAUUGAUACAUUUCUUUGCUGUUUUUUUUUUUUUGUUUGUUCCUUAACCAGAAUAGUUACAACCUAAAUUAAAAAUAAAUUUUUCUUGGUUGUAUCACUUUAUAUUUGAAAAUGUUCCUUGCAAACCAACCAAAUAAAUAUGAUUUGCUCAAUCAAUUAAUAUUGAUACAUUUCUUUGCUGUUUUUUUUUUUUUUUGUUUGUUCCUUAACCAGAAUAGUUACAACCUAAAUUAAAAAUAAAUUUAUCUUGGUUGUAUCACUUUAUGGGUCAAUAUUUGAUGUUUAAAGUUAGAAAAAAACAUUAAAAAGCAGUUAGCUAAAUAAAGGUGAUGAUUUUUGAUUUUUUUUAACUUUUAAAAAUUCCUAAUUUCUCAAUAAGAAAAAAAAAUGGUAUGGUGCCAAAAUUAAAUCUUCAGCUCUUAUGAUAUAAAGAUUAAAUAAAAAUUCAAGUUUGUUUUCCCAUAAUUUCACUUCACUGCUUGCCUUUGACAGAGAGUCAUGAAUAGGCAAAUGUUACUAUUAUGGAAAUAUUAACUUGAAAAAUGCCUCCGUCAACAUCAUCAUUUUUAAAAUAUUAAUUUGGGAUAUUUUAGGGGUUAUUCGAAAACAUGACCUUUACAUUCAUUAUUAUGGAAUUCCUAGUUUGGCGUCUUGCAAAUUUUGAUCAUUCUUGAAAGCUACAUUCAUAUGGAAUUCACAACAAUUAAGUGAAAUAUUACAUUUGAAUCUAAUUUAUGAACUGAGAACACAAUUAUUUUCUACAUACCUUAAGUUUGUUGUAAUAUUGAUUAUUUUAUUUUCAUCUCAAUUUUUUUCCCCAGUCAGUCACUACACAAACGUAUCAACAAUUGUACUCAUGUUGGGCAUCAUAACAUCACCUUUUGCUGGAUUUGUGUGUGACUUCCAAAAGCAAUUUUUUGUCAGUAGGUUUUUUUUUUUUUUUAUCUUGCGUUUUAAAUUUUCCCGUUCAAAAUAAGAUUAUUCUUUCUUUUAAAUCUAUAGUCAUUUGACAUUUUAUGUUCAAUAAUUUAAGUCAAACUGUACAAUAUUAUGGAUGUUAGGAGCCAGCAACUUUUACCCCAGUGCACCUAGUUAUUUUGUUUGGUUACUUUCUUGGAAAUAUUGGUUCAAAAUAUUUGCUAUAGAAACCUCGUUUUCAACUUCUUUCUCUUUGUCCUGAAAGUGCUUUUUAAAUACCGGUAUUGUCUUAAAAACUAAGUUUGGCUAUUUGAUAAAGGUUAAUAAAUGUACUGCAUUCAAGCUGUUUGAAGUAAAGAGUAGAACAAGGUAUGUUGAAGCUUGAAUGGAAAGACAGAACAAUAAGAUAAAAACAUUUUGGCAGAGCCUUCCUCAGCAGACAGGACAAAUGAAAAUACAAAGUAUUUAUUUUAUUAUAUUAUAUGUAUCUCCAAAAUAUUUUUGUCCGUUAAGAUCGUAUUUUUUACAGUAAUUAGGGGUGUGCCGGAUCCGUUUUUUUCAACCGGAUCCGGAUCUUCUUAUGCGAAAUCCUCCGGAUUCGGAUCCGGAUUCCGGAAUAAUCCGGAUUCCGGAAUAAUCCGGAUUCCGGUUUCUCCCGGAUUCCGGAUUUUGGUACUAUUGGUAGAUACUUCGGUAAGUCAAGGUAGACUACUACUUUUUGUGUAUGGGAAUUCGCAAUCGGCGCCAAAAAAUCCGAGUUUUUAAUUUUCCGAUGUGUGUGUCUAUUUAUUAUUAAAUUAGUACUUUCGAUAUAUAUUUGAGUUCCGUUCCAUUUGGAUAAGUGUCUUACGAGAGACGCCAUGUUUCUACGCGUUCGCAGCAGGUCAUGCAGCUCGCUCAACCUAAUUUCGCCAUGGGGUUGGCCACGCCCCCCUUUUUAAUGGCGGAAGUUGCCGAUACUUAGGAAAUAUUAAUUUAUUAUCACUAUUUACAUCAAAAUAAUUGAUAACUUGUGUUUCAGAAUGCAUUUAAAGACAUUUAAACUGGAAUGUUUUAAUUUGAGCUUUAACAACCCGGUAGAAUCCAUAUUAUAAAUGAUCAGAAUUUACCGUGUGCAACACGUUGUCAUUGGCAACCAUUCACAGCCACUUGCAUAACUGUAUCGUAGUACUACCUCAGAGUUUCAUUCAUAAGAGUUUGCCGUGUGCAAAAACUAUUAAACCAUUGGUCAGGGAAAGCUUUAAUUAAUUAUUCAUGUGCCAAAGUUGAAAGUUUAAACUAAGUCUAAACAGUAUUUUAGUGAUAAGGCAGGGAAUGCGUUGCCUUAUAUAAACUAUAUAGUCAUUGCACAUGACGGGAUUGGCGGAAUGAGAUCACAGAAUGUGGAGAUGCAGUCCAUGUUAAAAAAUGACAAACCAAGUCGUACUUUAAAAAUUCAUAACUUUAAAACUACAACAGCUAAAAAUAUGAUUUUGGUGUUAUAAUUCUUAAAAAAAUUACCUCUUUUCAACUAUGCCAUUGGUUUAUUUUUACAAAAAGUUUAAAUUUUCUUAUCAAAGUCCCUACACUAUUGGCCACUAUUAGCGGUGCUGACUCUAGCCUCUGGUAUGUUCGGAAUAUUAAACAUUAAACAAGCUCAACGCUCGAAACAAUCGAUUAAUGUAUCGUGAUCGUGUGGAAUUCGGGAUAGAGAAUUACUUUUAUUUCAGGUUAUGAUCCGGUGAGUCACAAAAUCUGGCAAAUUCCGAAAUCGGGUUUAUUCCGGAUUCCGGUUGUUCCGGAUACAUGUAAAUCCGGCGGAACCGGAUUUCACCGGAUAGUGCAAAAUCCGGCGGAACCGGAUUCCGGCACACCCCUAACAGUAAUAAUAUAUAAUUUAUAUUUCUUUUACUUCCUGUGAUGUUGGUUUUUGAAAAUCCAACUUCCAGCAAUAACAAUGGCGAUCACUUAAGUUUUUAACUAAUUUCUAUUUCUUGUCAUAUUUUAUUUUGUCCUAUCUGCUAAGGAAGUCUCUUAGCCGAAACGUUCUUAUCUUAAUGUCCUGUCUUUCAAUUCAAGCUUCAACAUUACCUAUGGAUUACUGUUUUCUGCCCACAAAUUAUAUCUAUCAAAAUGAAAUAUGAUUUAAAAAUUUUUUAGAUAGCAAAUCACCUUUACGAAAGGUCCUGAUGCCAACGGUCAUCCCUCUUACGCUGACCACCACACUGUGCAUCAUCCUGUCUAGCCUUAUCCUCUUUGAAGAGCCAACACUGUUGUAUGCUGUCUAUGUGUGCCUGCUUUUCUUCAGAUCCUUCAUGUACACCAUUGGUGCUGGGUACAUCAGUGCCUUGUGAGUUAUCUUUCCUUUAACUUUUGCCUAAGAAAGUAAUGUUUUGUAUAACUUAAUUAAAUUUAUAAGAGCUGUCAUUUAGCUUGACUCCAUUUAAAUUUUGUGGUUAACAAGAUGCUUUUCUCUUUUAUACCUCAUAGAUUCCCUAGUUCAUAUUUUGCUAUUCUCUAUGGCAUUUUGAUCUUAGCCGGAGGUGUUGUUAGCAUGUUUCAAUAUGUCUUCUUUAAUUGGGCUGACAGUCAAGGAUUUUUCCAGGUAAGCAUUUUGUUUUAAGUAUAUGUCUGAUUGUGUUUUAAAUGGCAUCUUUUUGUAAUUUUAAGUUAUACUAGGAAGUGGCAUACCGUUUAUACCAAUUCAGAUUAUAAUUUAACUCAAAUUGAAUAUAAAAAAAGCUUCUUUAUAAAAAAAUCAUACAAGUUCCAAUUCCGUUUAAUGUCUUCUUAAUAAAAAAUGAAGUGCUAAAAAAAUAUAUAUAAAUUAUUUUUUUUAGGCACACUUUCACUUAUUAAUGACAAGAAUCAACUAAUGUACAUUUCUAUCUGUAGGUGAACCUGUUCCUGUUGUUUCUUAUGUUCUCUACAUACGUUCACCCAAUCUAUCAAUGGUGGUCUUGCAGACAGGCUGAAAACACUAUUCUUUUAAUGGAUCCCAUCUAGUCAUUUUUUAAAAAAGAUGUCUCAUACCCAGC